AUGUCUGAAGAUUCGAGGUCGACGGUUGACCUAAAUGCGCUUCCACCAAAGCCCCGCGCGCCUGCAAAUGUUAUGCCCGGCGGUACAGCGCAUACAGCAGGAGGUGAAAAGACAUCGGAUACCGGACCUACAUACAUCGACGCAGUACGAAGUCUAGGGCCAGAAUAUUACUUCAACUUUCACAAGCGACCGUGUGUACGAGACAGUCAAUUGCAAGGAUUAACAGCUGGAUUUGCAGGAGGAAGCUUAGCAGCUAUAAUAGGCAAACCCGUCAUCACAGCUUCGAACUGGGCCGUGGCAACUUGGUGUGGUGUUUCUGUCGUUUCCUACCAAGUAUGCCAAUACUAUCGUUCUAAAGAAAAGGCCGGAAUAAAACAAGCACAAGAACUCAUGGAGAAGAAGCGCGCGAGUAUCGAGGCUAAGAAGGAAGCCAGGCGGAGGGCACGAGAGGAACAAGACCGGUUGGAGAGGGAGCAAAGGGCAGAAGAAGAAAGGAGAAGAAGCUGGGGAUAUUGGUACCAGAAGAACAUCAAGUUCUGGUAG
Molecule: messenger RNA, 543 nt
Organism: Bipolaris zeicola 26-R-13
Lineage: Eukaryota; Fungi; Ascomycota; Dothideomycetes; Pleosporales; Pleosporaceae
Exons: 2
Coding region: 1-543 (180 amino acids)
Biological process (GO): mitochondrial respiratory chain complex IV assembly
Cellular component (GO): mitochondrial inner membrane; mitochondrion
Source: RefSeq, a predicted model, not a curated record